UGCUUCUCUCCUUCGGUGUCACCUCUCCUCAGCGCUGUCACCCCAGCUCGCACCUCCACGGGCCGCCACCCCGGGCAAAGGCGACCGUGGGGUGGCGGCCCGGCCGCGGAGGAGGAGGAGGAGGAGGCGGAGAGGCCCGGCGCGGCAGGAGGCGGGUUUCCCCGCCGUACCUGGGUGCAGCGCCGAGCACCGAGGCACAGCACCGAGCACCGAAAGCCGGCCGGCCCGGAGCAUGGCGCGGGAGCUGAGCCAGGAGGCUGUGCUGGACUUCCUCUGGGCGGCCGGGGGGCGAGCCCCCAACACGGCGCUGCUCCGCCACUUCCAGCGGUUCCUGCGCGACCCGGCGCUGACGGAGCAGCAGCGGCGGGAGCGCCGCGAGUACUUCAAGAGCCUCGUCAACUCCCUGGCCACCGUCCACCCCGCCGCCGCCCCCGGCGCCUCCAAGGACAUCGUCCUCCGCCGCAGGUACCGCGACCUCCUCGAUGAGGAGCUGCCGCCGCCGGAGGAACAGCGGGAGCAGGAGGAGGAGGAAAACACCGAGCCGCAGCCGCCGCCGCCCCGACGCGACCCCGACGGGCGGCGCGGCCCCCGCGGGGAGGCGGCGGAGCAGGGGCGGCCCGGCGGGGCGGGGGGCUGCGCCGCCCGGGGCCGCGGCGGGCCGUGCUGCGAGUGCCGCCGGGCGCGCCGCGCUGCCGCCGCCGCCGCCGUCCCCGCGCCGGGCCCCGGGACACCGCCCGCCCCCCGGCAGCCCCGCUCCCGCUCCCCGCCGCCCCCGCCGCAGCCGCCCCCGUACCGGAGCCAGCCACCCCCGUACCGGAGCCAGCCGCUGUCCUCGGGCCCCUGGGCGCUUCGCCCCGGCGGCACAGCGCGCCCCCGGCCCCCGGCGCUGCCGUCGGGUCCUGGGGCGCUGUCCCCCGCGGUGCCGCCGCGGUCCCGAUCGCCGCCGCUGCCUGCCGCCGGGCUGCCCUCUGCCACGGCGUCCCGGUCGCGGACGCCACCGCUGCCACCGGGCCCGGAGAUGCCGCCUCCCUACAGCUCGCCUCAGCCCCGAUCUCCGCCGCAGCCCGCGACCGGGACGCCCUUGCUGAAGGCGCCACGGCCCGCAGCGAGCCCGGAGAGGCGAACCCCGACCGGAGCCGUCCCGUCCCCGCUGCUGUCAUCGGGCUCCAGGGCGCUGUCCCCGCGCGACCUGCCCCCUUCCCGAUCCUUGCCGUUGCUGUCCGCCCCGGAGGUGCUGCCCCUGUCCCGCUCCCUGCAGGCACUCCCUGCCGGCCCCUCCUCAUCGCCACUGCUGUUGUCAGGCCCCGAGGCGCUCGCUUCCACCAGGCUGCUCCCAUCGCAGUCCAGGUCCCUGCAGCAGCUCCCCACCAGGCCAUCCCCAGACCUGCCGAGGGGAUCCGGGGGGCUAACCCCCAAGGCACCGACCCAACCUCAAGUCCUGCGACCGCAUCCGUGUCAAAGCCUGACACUGCCGUCAGAUCCUGGGAUCCUGCCCCCCACCAGGUCCCCCCCACCCCGAUCCCCGCCACAGUCCGCCACUCUCCCUUCCCCAUCCCGCUCCCUGCAGCCACCCCUUGCCAGGUCACCCCCAUCCCCGUCCUUGCGGCCGGCACAGGGCCCCGCAGCGCCCCAAGCCGCAGAGAGCCAGCCCCCAGCACCGCUGCCCGUUUUCCGGAGCAUCAGGCGCCAGCUCGCUUUGUCGGAGGCGCAGGGCACCCCCCGUUCAGCGCACGACGACUGUGGGCGGCAGCCCCGCUCCGUGCUCGCCAAGAGCUCCCCUCGGAACGCCGCAAGCCGGGGGGCCCUGGUGCCGCUGGGACAGCGGGAGCACGCCUGGCUGGUGGCAAUGUCAGCGGGCUGCUGGGCUCAGGUGCGGGAGCUCUUUCUGGAAGAGCCCGAGCUGGCCCUGCAGAGGGACUUCAUAUCAGGCUUCACGGUCCUUCACUGGCUGGCCAAGCACGGCGACGGGCCGGGCCUGCGGGAGCUGGCGGCGGCGGCGCGGCAGCUCGGGCUGGCCCUGGACGUGGACGCCCGCUCGGGCUGCGGGUACACGCCGCUGCACCUGGCUGCCAUUCACGGCCACCAGCUCGUCAUCAAGGUGCUGGUGCUGCAGCUGGGCUGCCAGGUGCAGGUGCGGGACGGCAGCGGGCGCCGGCCGUGGGAAUACCUGGGCAGCUCCACCUCGGGGGAGAUCUGGCAGCUCCUGGAGGCACCCCGCGGCACAAUCAUGUUCCCCACGCAGCCCCUGGCCCGCAGCGUGUCCUCUGUCGGCAAGGUCUCGCCGUCCACCGGCAGGGCAGCGCUGCCUGCCUGCCUCAGGGUGCAGCUCGGCCGUGGGGCAGCGUCCCACCAAUCCGGCAGCGACAGCGACUGAGACAGCUCCCGGCACCCCCUGCCAGUGGAGAUGGGACCUUGGCGGCCACCCCGAGAGAGGAAGCCACGCAGUCAGAAGAAAAGCCGUGAGACAGACAGACUGAACCUAUUGAAGAAUGUACCUUUAAAUUAUUCCAAUGAACUGUUGUCUGAGCCUCUCUGCCCUCCCUCCCAAUUUUUGCUUUCUCAUCUGAAAGGAUGCAGUAACUCUGCUGGAAGCGGGAAGAACCCUCGGGAGGCAAGUCCUCUGCAGCCCACAGGGCCAGGACCAGCUGCUGGCUGCAGCCAGCAUCAGUGGGACCAUGGCUUUGGGGUGAGGCUCAAGUCUGGCCCCAAUCAGGGUGGUAGAGCACUUGCUUUUGCUGACCGUGACAGAUUGUUGCUGGUCCUGGGGUUUGCAAAACACUUGUUUACACCACCUAAAUUCUGGGGAGUCGUAAAACGACAUCCCUUUUUAAUCCCAGCAGAUUAAGGAUGAGUCCCUCUUUUAAAAAUGCAGCUGAUCAAGAUCCAGCCUUCCUGUGAGUAGGGAAGGGCGUUUCCCAGGCCACCUUGCCCACCAUUCCAUGCCGAAAGGAAUGCAGGGCAGCACCACAGCCCGGCUGCCCUACACAGCUGCCUGGGGCUGCCCAGCAGUAUCCCUGCUGCUCCCUCAUUCCUGCACCUCCAGUUGCUCUCCUCACACCGCAGGAUUAGGAAGUGGUACCCGUGUUGUGGCUAGAGCCCUGUUCCCACGCCCCGGGACAGAAAGCAUUCCGGUAGGAUUGUGUGUUGGGCAGAAAAGGAGCUGUGCUGUAGCAUGGGUCCCAGCCUUGCAGAGGGAAAGCAGUUUCAUAACCAGAGCUGACACCAGCCCUAAAUUGCCUGUAAGGUGUUUAUGUGAUGGGAGCAGGUGGGACUGGGGACUGGGGGGCCAAGUGCAGUCAAAAGAUGUCCAGUGGAGUAAUUCCUCAGAGUUUACAAAAAACAAACUGUCUUUAGGAAUCUCACUGGAUUGGGUGGGUCCUAUCAUGUACUCUGCUCUCUGAUUUAGCAUAACCGAGCUUCUAAAGAGCCAAAAAUUGCAACAAGUUCAUCUUGCACCUAAUCAGUCCCUCCUGGAGAUCCUCUAUGGAGGCGGGAAGAGAGCUGAGAUCCGUGAGACAGGGAUGCAGUGCUGCCAGGCUGCUGCUGCUGCUGCUGGGUGAGCUCGGGUGCAGGAGCAGUGAAGCUGGGACUGCUGGCUCGGCCUCGGUGGGAGGCUUUGGGGCACAGCAGAGCAGUGGGUGGGAGCGUGCGUGCAUUUGAGGCAUGUGUGUGAAUGAAUGCCUGCAGUUUCGGGGAGGAACAGGAACGAGGGCAGCAGAACCUGACCCUUGCAUAACACGCGUGCCAGGGAAUGCCUCGAGUCCUUGCUCAAGCACUAAUUGAGGUCUCCGCUUUGCUUGGGGUUUAUUUGAGGGAGGAACUUCUUCCCGCACAAGGGAAGCUUCUCUGCCUGACUCUCGGGCCACAGAAGGUUGAGGCCUUUUCCCAGCCUGUUUUUCUCCUUUUACAGGGAAAGAGGUCAGUAAACCAAAGCAGUGUCCUCUCAAUGAUCAUUCCUCCCUGAGAUGAAACACCAUCUUGAACUCAUAAGAAAUUCAGCUGUGAGGUGGCCUCUGAGCCACCGGCAGGAGAACGUGGAGGGCGCUGCAGGAACCCUCCCAGAGCAGGAGGAAUCCUGCGUAUCCCCCUUCCUCUUCAGUCCAGCUGGGGUUUAUAGUCUGGGUCACACCAACACACAAAGUGGCUGCUGCCUGCUAAAGCAAGGAAGCCCUUUCCACCACGUUUAGAGCCAUUGUCAGAAAGGAUAGAAGGAACCCCAAGUGAAAGAAGUUUGUGAGCUGACUAAAACUGGGGCGGGUGCCGUGUUUUUUUCUCCAAAGACAGCUUCCAAAGAACAAGGUUUUCCCCUUUGUAUCUUCCAUGCUGCUACCUUGGGAUUCUCAUCUUACAGCCUUUCCCUGACCUUUCUCCGUGACGCAAACCAAAGUGGCGCUUUUUUUUCCCUGCACACUGUUUCAGCCCUCACCUGUCACCUUUUUCAGAGCCCUUUUCUCUCCCUAGCAGUGUUGCCAGACUGCUGAACUAAAUAAGUUGCGACCUGAUUUUGUGAUCACUGUUUGCUUGCCUGUUGAGAUGACACAGAUAAGCUGGUUUCUCCAAUUUUUGAGUAACAGAGCAACUGUUAGGAAGCUCAAAACUUUCCAUCCUGGAUUCGGUGUGCAUUCACUCUGGUUUAUCACCUGAGUGGUAUCAGGACUGCUAACACUGAUAAUACUGCACAGCUCCUACACCACCCAGUUAUUUGGGGGAAUAACCACUCUUUUAACUCCAAGGAAACCUCAUCCUCCCAAGUUUUCUGCUGGUGAAAUAAGCAGUGCACAGGGUGAAUCCCAUCGCUAUCCCAUGGUGGGAGGCAGGGUUCCCUCAGCCACGCCUGGAGGAAUCACACAAUUGCCCUGGUGUGUCACAGAUCCAGUCAGCCAGGAGUAAGCACCACUGGAUACACACACAGGCAGCCUGAGCAUCUCCAUUUCCAGGUUCUCCUGAUCUCCUUGCUACUUACUUGUCAGCCUGCCUGGCCCCUUCCACACCUGUGCACGCUGCUGUUUCCUCAUUGCAGCUGGACGUGGCUCCUUGCCUCACACCCAGUCCAGGCAUCUGACUUUGCACCGCCCCGAAACACAGGACACGCCGUGGGUUAAUGCACAGCAGGACUCUGCCCUCUCCUCUCAUUGCAGCUAUAACACACCUCCCACUUGGCGGAGUCCACCCCGCUUCUCCGUCGCGCUUAUCUCCGAUCAGCUGCUUUGUACUCCAAAGCCCACGUCCUGCAGAGGGGGAGGGUGCUCCCCUGCGUCGGCCUUUGCCCAGCCCGGGCUGUCAAACCUGAGCCUCAGGAAGGCCUGGCAAAGGUAACCCCUCAUCACCCGCUCCCCGCCCGCGGGGCACACCCCUUCACGCCCACUCGUGAUGGCUAAAGCAGACAGCACAGCACAGCACAGCACAGCGGGGUGUUCAGCUGGAUCCACGCCUCUGGACAAGGGCUGAAGGCUGGAGCAAUGCUGGGAGCCCAGCACAAAACAUCGCAAACCAAAGCUAAUGGCCAUAGGACCCUCCACAUCACAGCACUUUAUGAAGCAGAGACAAAUAGAACUUGAAGAAUUAAAAAAAUAAAUAGUCCAUCACACAAAAUAUAUUUUUUUCCUACUGUGACAAAUGUUAUUUUGAACUAAAUAGUUUG
This is a messenger RNA of Motacilla alba alba, 5641 nucleotides long. RefSeq names its product sosondowah ankyrin repeat domain family member B (gene SOWAHB). The transcript has a single exon. The coding region runs from base 233 to 2374 and encodes 713 amino acids. The record is from RefSeq and is a predicted model, not a curated record. Lineage: Eukaryota; Metazoa; Chordata; Aves; Passeriformes; Motacillidae. Gene Ontology annotation, molecular function: protein binding.